CAGAAUCCACCGACUAUGGCUCUGCCGGCUGCUAAGGCGGCGCCGGCGAGGCCUUUCGCGUCGCAGCCGCACGGCGGAGGCAUCCUCCUCCGGCGACCGUCAUCGCCGCCCGUGCCUGCCGCGGCCCUGCGCCUCGGACCCCUCUUCUGGCCGUGGGAAAAGGUGAAAGUUGGCCCCCUUUCAGUAUCCCCCAUGGGUUUUGGAACAUGGGCAUGGGGCAACCAGCUGCUCUGGGGCUAUGAAGAAAGCAUGGACUGUGAGCUGCAGGAUUGUUUCAAUCUAGCUCUGAAGAAUGGCAUAAACCUUUUCGACACCGCUGACUCAUACGGAACCGGGAAGUUGAAUGGGCAGAGUGAAAGGCUUCUCGGAAAAUUUAUCAGCGAAGGGCGGAACAGAUCUCCAGAUGAUGUGGUCAUCGCGACGAAGUUUGCCGCGUAUCCAUGGCGACUAACAUCGGGCCAGUUUGUCAACGCCUGCAAGUCAUCAUUGGAAAGGUUGCAGAUUGAUCGGCUCGGCAUAGGGCAGCUGCAUUGGUCCACUGCUAACUAUGCACCUCUGCAGGAGCGUGCUCUCUGGGACGGUUUAGUUGAAAUGUAUGACAAGGGUCUUGUCCGGGCCGUAGGUGUGAGCAAUUACGGGCCGAAGCAGCUUCUGAAGAUCUACAGCUACCUAGCGUCCAGAGGUGUCCCUCUAAGCUCAGCUCAGGUGCAGUUCUCGCUCCUGAGCAUGGGCGAUGAGCAGAUGGAGCUGAAAACGGUGUGUGAUUCAUUAGGUGUUCGUGUCAUCGCUUAUAGUCCGCUUGGGCUGGGCAUGCUCACUGGGAAGUAUGAUCCCUCUAACCUUCCAAAUGGGCCGAGGUCUGUGUUGUUCCGGCAGAUUCUUCCCGGGCUGGAAUCUCUGCUGUCUUGCCUGAAGAGUAUUGCAGACAGAAAAGGCAAAACCAUGUCUCAAGUGGCCAUAAACUGGUGCAUUUGCAAAGGGGCAAUUCCUAUUCCCGGCGUGAAGACAGUCAGGCACGUCGAGGACAACCUGGGCGCGCUAGGCUGGAGGCUGAGCGCCGAUGAGAUCUCGGAGCUCGAAGCUGCGGCGAUGGAGUGCCCGAAGAAAAUGGUCCAGAACAUAUUCCAAACUGCAUGAGCAAACUGCAGCUAGCGACCUGAAACAAGAGCAGAAAGAGAGAGAUACCCUUUCUCGCGGAAAUUCAAUUCGGCUCCCGGGUGUGUAUGCUCCCUCUACCAAAAAAUCAUAUUUCGAAGUGUUAAUAAAAAUUGAUAAAAAAUUCUAAAUGUACAUCUCCAUGUACAUGUGUUCGUCAAGUUUCACGAAAAACCGAAAUUUUUUGUGGUCUAUGUAAAAACAGAAAUUUUAUCUUAUGAAAAACAUUAUUUUUAG
Lolium rigidum is the source of this 1392-nucleotide messenger RNA. RefSeq names its product pyridoxal reductase, chloroplastic. The record is from RefSeq and is a predicted model, not a curated record. The transcript is spliced from 8 exons. Gene Ontology annotation, cellular component: cytoplasm. Bases 16 to 1137 code for a protein of 373 amino acids. NCBI's taxonomy places the organism in Eukaryota, Viridiplantae, Streptophyta, Magnoliopsida, Poales, Poaceae.